AUCUUAUUUAUUUUUCUCAAAUUUUAAGUGUAUGCAUAAUCUGUUUCUUUUUGACGUUUGCUGUCAAAACAGUGCACGCCACACGUGCCUGAAACCAAUAAAAUGCGUAUAGAAACAUGUUAUUUCUGUUCAUCCAGGGUUUAUCCUGGACACGGAAUCCAAUUUGUCCGGAAUGACUGCAAAAUUUUCAGAUUCUGUCGUUCAAAAUGCCACGCAGCGUUUAAAAAGAAGAAGAAUCCCCGUAAAACUAAAUGGACUAAAGCUUACCGUAAGACUGCGGGUAAGGAAUUGUCUAUAGACCCAUCCUUUGAGUUUGAAAAGAGACGAAAUGUGCCCUUGAAAUACAAUCGCGAAUUGUGGACUAAAACAAUCGAAGCUAUGAAGAAAGUGGAAGAGAUCAGACAGAGAAGGAGUAAUAAUUAUAUUAUGCAGCGAUUGAGACAGGGCAGAGAGGUAGAGUGGCAAAGAGACGUGCGAGAAGUCCAGAGAGACAUCUCUUUGAUAAAGUCACCAGCGGCUGGUCUGAAACAGCGACAAGCUUUAGAAGCCACAGAAAUGGAAGUGGAACCCGAGACAAUAGAAGUUGUGGACGCUAAAGGCAGGAAACAGAUUAUUGAGGCUCCGGUCAUGGUACCUGCAACAGGCGAGUUGAUUGAAGAGGGUGGUGAUAUUGAAUUGUAGUUAAUGUAAAGGAAGCAAAGUAAAUAGUUUCAAAAUAUCAUGUUUUGCAGUCAUUGGAUAAGUAAAUAUGCUCAGGGAUUCAUUUGUUUGAAUGUAAAUAUUAGCAGGGUCUGAAUUUUGAUGAUUUAACAUGUUUUUAAAAUUAUAAAUUCUCAGAAGUAGAACAUCAUUCUUUUUUUUUAUUUGGCGAGCAGAACAUUUGUCAUUGUUUAUUCUCAUUGAAGUAACGUAAGUAAGAAUAAAGUUAGAGAGAACUGCCAAGUGUA
This is a messenger RNA of Bombyx mori (domestic silkworm), 947 nucleotides long. It is a transcript of the gene RpL24-like, whose product is annotated as probable ribosome biogenesis protein RLP24. Lineage: Eukaryota; Metazoa; Arthropoda; Insecta; Lepidoptera; Bombycidae. Bases 103 to 681 code for a protein of 192 amino acids. Gene Ontology annotation, cellular component: nucleolus. The record is from RefSeq and is a predicted model, not a curated record. The transcript is spliced from 3 exons. Gene Ontology annotation, biological process: ribosomal large subunit biogenesis.